Lottia gigantea (owl limpet) is the source of this 603-nucleotide messenger RNA. RefSeq lists its product as hypothetical. Gene Ontology annotation, cellular component: lysosome; extracellular region. NCBI's taxonomy places the organism in Eukaryota, Metazoa, Mollusca, Gastropoda, Lottiidae. The record is from RefSeq and is a predicted model, not a curated record. The annotation marks the transcript as partial. Gene Ontology annotation, molecular function: calcium ion binding. The transcript is spliced from 5 exons. Gene Ontology annotation, biological process: cell-matrix adhesion.
AUGAUGAAGUAUUGUUUAGUGGUAGCAGUUGUUGUUGUUGGUGUUGUUAUUGGAGAACCUAGUAAACCGGGAUGUUGUACACCUUCACAAUGGGAAGGUCAACAAGGUUCAACUAUUGGUAUAGUAGAUGGUGGUAUUCCUAGUGUGAGAACUUCGAUGGUACGUAUAUCUUACGAUGAGAAGAAUCAAAGAAUAGCCUAUGUUACAUCUGAAAGUACCCCACAGGGAGAAAAAAAUUAUAAAAUCAUAUAUGAUUAUUCUAGGAAAUUCCAGUUUAUUGUUGAUUUGGAUACAAAACAUUGUACAGUUUCCUCGUUAACUGACCCUUUUAUGAAAUUAUGCUUGCCAGUGGAUGCUCAGCCAAAGGGAAAAUUCUAUUACGGAAUAGAUGGGAACAAUUUACCUGCAAUGGCUUUUUCUCUCAAUGUUAAUGGAACAAUGAUCACUGUGGUCACAACGGCGGACAACUGUAUUCCUAUCGCUGAAGUUUUAGUUGAUGGUCAAGCGCAAGGAGUAUCGCAAAUGCAUGCAUCUGGUUUUGUGAAUCUCACAUCAGGAAUUAAAGAUCCUAGUGUUUUUAUUCCACCCGGAACCUGCACGCAG